GUUAAAGCAAGUUGACAGCACUGCCAACAGUGGAACAACAACUUUCCGUGAGAUUUGAUACAAAUCUAAAUGGCAGACAAUGCAAAGUCAACUGAUUCUCCCAGCGAUAAUCCGUCAACAUCCACCAAUGUAGACAGCACACCGCUUUUUCCCCCAUCCAAGCCCGGUAAACCUGCCGAUUAUGGCACCAACAAUACCUUGGAGCUUCUGGAACGCAUACCCAGCCAAAUAGUCGAUCUGAAGCUGGACGAAGUACUUACGGCCGUGAAAACCGUGGAUAACCUCUGCGAUUACUCACGCUGCAAGACCAAAACCAGCUUAAUGGGUCAAGACUGCGAGCUGUGUAAAAAGCGUUUCUGUUUCAAGCACGGACUCCCCGAGGUGCAUGGCUGUGGCGUGGAAAAGAAGCGAGAGGCGCGAAAAGAAUUUUUAAAUCCCAAACCCAUAAAGACCAUAAGACAUGAGGAGGAUCUCAAAAAUGCUAAAAAGAAGCUCAAUGAAAAACUGAAGAACAUGCAAGUGGGUCGCAUGCAAAAGACGGGUGCGGGGGCUGGCUCAAAAAAGAAAAAAUAGAGAAUAAUAAUAAUGUAAUUUAAAAUUAUUAGUUAAACUCCUUGCAUAAACCUUAUUAAUUAGAAAUGUAUAACUUAUUACAGUGUAUUAU
This is a messenger RNA of Drosophila innubila, 664 nucleotides long. Its product is annotated as zinc finger A20 and AN1 domain-containing stress-associated protein 6. The coding region runs from base 70 to 573 and encodes 167 amino acids. The record is from RefSeq and is a predicted model, not a curated record. The transcript has 2 exons. Gene Ontology annotation, molecular function: zinc ion binding. Lineage: Eukaryota; Metazoa; Arthropoda; Insecta; Diptera; Drosophilidae.